CUUGUGCCACCGGGGCGUGGCGACAAGCCGCAACGCGACGUGCUCCUCCCCGGAACAGCGCCACCCAACCACGCCACGAGCCGACGACCGCCGCCGCCGCCGCCCGCCCCGAGUCCGUCCAGCACCUUCUCCUCUCUCGCUUCUUCCUCCGCAUUAUUCUCACGCGCUCCUCCCAUCUUCCUCGGCACCGCGAGAAGAACCCGUCCGCCCACCGCGCGGAGGUGGCCGGCCGGCUGACGCCGGGUUACGUUCGGCAGCAGGAAAACCGUUAGUUGCUACUACAAGGCGGAGAAUGGAGGCUGCGGCAGCGGCUCCAGCGCCAGCGGCGGACAGGGACCCGGCCGCGGAGCACCACCACGGGUGUCUGGCCGUCAGGACAUCGCUGCCGCGGUGCGCCCUCGGCACCGGCAGCGGCGGCGGCUCCUCGCUGCCUGGAUCUUCCGAUGAAGCGUCAUGUGGAUCACCGAGAUGGAUAGGGAGAGGCCUCUCUUGUGUGUGCAUCAAGCGAAAAGGCACAUAUGAAAGAAUAUGCAUGAACCUCACACCAGUGCAGGAAGAAAGGCUUCAGAGAUUGAAGCAUCGCAUGAAGGUUUACUUUGAUCCAUCUAGACGAGAUCACCAGGAAGCCCUGAAAGCUCUUUGGCAUGCAACAUACCCUGAUCAAGAACUUCAAGGUUUGAUAUCUGAACAGUGGAAGGACAUGGGUUGGCAAGGAAGAGACCCAUCAACUGACUUUAGAGGUGCAGGAUUCAUAUCUCUGGAGAAUCUUUUGUUCUUUGCCAAGACAUUCUCCGCCUCAUUUCAGAGACUUCUAAAGAAACAGUGUGGUAACAGAGCCACAUGGGAGUACCCAUUUGCAGUUGCUGGUGUAAAUAUUACAUUCAUGAUCAUGCAGAUGCUCGAUCUCCAGUCAACUAAGCCAAGAACAUUUGUACGAGCCAUUUUUAUCCAAAUGCUCUCAGAGGAUGAGUGGGCAUUUGAUCUGCUCUACUGCGUUGCAUUUGUUGUGAUGGACAAGCAGUGGCUGGACAAGAACGCGUCUUACAUGGACUUCAAUGAAGUGCUGAAGUCGACAAGAGCCCAGCUGGAGAGAGAGCUUAUGCUGGACGAUGUCAUCCGUAUCGAAGACAUGCCAUCAUACAGCCUGCUUUGCUAGUAACCAAAAUACCGAAUUCGCUGCAGAACAGAACUGAGCUGAUGGUUCAAUUGUAUAGGACCUCCCUUUCUCUGAUUUCUCGGAGAAAUUUUCUAGCAACAAAGUAGAGUGAUGAUGUACUGGUAUCAUGCUGAAUUUGGGCCUCUGUACUCUGUAGACAACUCAUCUGCAUAUUUACCAUACCGAAUUAAUAUUGCCGUAAUUCGGUGCUAAUGAUGAUGAUAUGCAUAUUCUCAGAA
Molecule: messenger RNA, 1395 nt
Organism: Sorghum bicolor (sorghum)
Lineage: Eukaryota; Viridiplantae; Streptophyta; Magnoliopsida; Poales; Poaceae
Product: ELMO domain-containing protein A
Exons: 9
Coding region: 293-1156 (287 amino acids)
Source: RefSeq, a predicted model, not a curated record